This is a messenger RNA of Mixia osmundae IAM 14324, 1560 nucleotides long. RefSeq lists its product as uncharacterized. The transcript is spliced from 9 exons. The record is from RefSeq and is a predicted model, not a curated record. Lineage: Eukaryota; Fungi; Basidiomycota; Mixiomycetes; Mixiales; Mixiaceae. Gene Ontology annotation, molecular function: prenyltransferase activity. Gene Ontology annotation, biological process: isoprenoid biosynthetic process. The coding region runs from base 47 to 1081 and encodes 344 amino acids.
UUGAAGUCACGACGACGUCCAAAGGUGUGGGCAAGUCGUGCGCCCGAUGUCAAGUCAGCGGGACAGCUUCGACGACUUUAUAGCUCGGCACCGACAGAGCCGACCAUGGCCCAGUGAACGAGAGCAGAUCCUCCUCGAACCCUUCCACUACAUUGACUCGUCAGGCGGCAAGGAGAUCCGCUCGCAGCUCAUCGAUGCAUUCAAUGUAUGGAUGCAGGUCUCUCCGGACGCGCUCGAGAUAGUCAAGCGGAUCGUCAAGAUGCUGCACGUCGCGAGUCUCCUCAUGGACGACGUAGAAGAUGAUUCCGUCUUGCGCCGCGGUAUUCCCGUCGCCCACAAGGUCUUUGGCGUGCCCCAGACGAUCAAUUCAGCCAAUUACGUCUACUUUCUUGCACUACAGGACCUAGCAAGCUUGCGCUCUCACAGAGGCGUCAACAUCCAGAGUCUUGUCAAUGAGGAAUUGCUCAACCUCCACCGAGGCCAGGGCAUGGACCUAUACUGGCGCGACACGCUCACUUGUCCCACUGAGCAAGACUACAUCGAGAUGGUCAAUUUCAAGACGGGCGGCCUCUUUCGUAUAGCCACCAAAUUGAUGCAAGCUUGCUCUACACGCCCAGAUAGCAACGUCGAAGCCUACGAGCCGCUCGUCAACCUCAUCGGUGUUCUCUUUCAAAUCCGCGACGAUUAUAUGAACCUGCAGUCUUCCCAGUAUGCCGACCAUAAAGGAUACUGCGAAGAUCUGACAGAAGGCAAAUUCUCUUUUCCAAUCGUUCAUUCCAUCAGAGCAGAUUCGAGUAAUUCGCGCCUCAUCAAUGUGCUGCGGCAACAUUCCAGCGAUCCAUCACUCAAGGCCUGGGCGGUGGCCUACAUGCAAGAGACCGGCUCGUUUGCCUAUUGCCGCGACGUUCUCUCGCGGCUCGACGUACAAGCACGCGAAGAGAUAGAACGGCUAGGAGGUAACCCGCUGCUUCUCAAAAUCAUCGACAAGAUGCGCAUACCAGACACAACAGACGAUGGCACCUUGCCUUUGCCGGGCGAAGUUGCGAAUCCAGUUCUCAGUCUCACAAACGCACGACACUGAGCGCUGCAGCAGCCUUGCAUUCAAACACCUUGAUGUUUCCAUGCCAGCAAAUGGUUGCGACAUUGAGCUACCAUCGCCAACGGGACAUCGUCUUCCCGAGCAAGCACGCGGCGCGAGCGGCCCUGAGCAAGCCGUGGCUGCAUAACUUCGAGUCUGUCGCCGCUGCGCAUAUUGCACGACUGAUCGGCUCCUGCCCUUGACAAGUCUAUCGUUCGCGACUGUUGUUGAUCUGUGCAAGUUGCACGAGUUUGCAUCCGAGACGAGGCUGCUCGAUAGGCUUGCGUCAGGCGCGCCAAUGGAAUGUCAUCCCCAGCAAGGCUAUUACGCGAAGUAGUGUCAGAAGUGUGGCAUUCAGCGACUUGCGCAAUGCGCACCCCUGCGGUCCACGACACGAACGAGGCCGCGUCCUCUGUCUCGGGACAGUGUCCGUCUGGAAUUGGCUUAAAUGUAGGUGAUCUGCGGAUUCGCUCGUCUUGGGA